UUUCGGCGUUCCGCGUGAUCCAAGCCGUGACGGCGCCGAAGCCGAACUGCCGAGCCAUCGUGCCUAGGGUGCUUGGUCUCAAGGCAACUGCACCAUUGAAAAAAUAUAAUUGUUUUGUCGUCAAUUACCUCUGAAACAAUUCACAAGCUUCGCAUUUAUCCCUGAAAUGAGUUUAGAAUUUCUAAAUUAUGCCCAACGCUUCGCUUAUUGUGUGUGGAAUCCGUUUUUAUGGUAAAUAAAAGUACCAAAAAUGAUGUGGCACGAAGCUCGAAAACAGGAGAAGAAGAUUCGUGGUAUGAUAGUCGACUACCAUCGAAGGGCUGAAAGAAGAAGAGAUUAUUAUGAAAAGAUUAAAGCAGAUCCAACUCAAUUUCUUCAGAUCCAUGGCCGCCCUUGUAAGAUACACUUGGAUCCUGCAGUUGCAGCUGCUGGAGACAGUCCAGCUAUUAUGAUGCCAUGGCAGGGUCAAACUGACACAUUAAUUGAUAGGUUUGAUGUCCGAGCUCACCUUGACUUCAUCACUCCAUUCCAAAGCGAUGAUGAUGAUUCUGUAUCAGCUGAAGAACGCCAAGCUAACUAUGAACGAUAUCGCAUUCUUGUUCAAAAUGAAUUUUUGGGAGUACCAGAAGAGAAGUUUCUAAGACAACUGUAUUUGGAAGAGCAAUUUGGACCUGUCGGUGGACAACAAUCUAAAGAGCCCCCACCUAAUCCUGAUAAGAAAGGGAAAAAGGUGCCAGGAGCGGCAAUUGGAUAUGUCUAUGAAGAUGAUGGUGCAGGACCAGCAUUGCCUCCUCCUAUCCCCAUUAUAUCUACCACUCCUGCAAAGUCAGAAAAAGAUGAUGCCAAGGUUGAUGAAAAUGCUGAUGAGGAUGAAGAGGAUAGUGAUGUUGACUUUGAUAUGUGUUUGGACAUAAGUAAAAUUGAUACAAAGCAAGCUCAUGAGAUGAACCGUUGUGGUCUUGGCUAUGGCAUGAGUGGCAAUGACUUUUUUAGCUUUUUGACUGAUGAUUUUGAGGAACAGGAAGCACUUAAGGUAGCCAGAGAACAGGAAGAGGAAAAGGCAAUGUUUGCAGGUAGAAAAUCUCGCAGGGAGAGGCGGGCAUUUCGUGAAAAGAAACUUGUCGGGCGGAAAAUUAGCCCUCCCAGCUAUGCUACACGUUCAAGUCCAACCUAUGAUCCAUAUCGCAUGUCGCCAAAUUCUAGAUCAAAGUCUAAAUCUCAGAGCAGGUCCCGCUCAACAUCUCCUGCCAAUGCAGGUGUCAUUCAGUACAUUACUUGUUUUGGUGAUGAGGAAGAUGGCAGUGCAGCGGGAGUAUCUGUAGACAAGCAAAUGAAUAAGACAGUAACCAAGGAACCAAUCAAAAGAAUAGUCAAAAGGUCUCAUUCUUCGUCAUCAGAUCACUCUACUUCAAGGAGGUUGAGGAGAAGAUCUAAAUCCAGGUCAAGAUCGAGGUCUAGCUCUCGAUCCAGAUCUCGAACGAAGGUCAGGCGUAGAAGAAGAUCUACUUCCAGGUCAUCUAGGUCAUAUUCCCGAUCUCGUUCGAGAUCGAGAUCAAGAUCCCGCAGACGGUCUUCUUCUGGAUCAUCUGAUGAUAGCCGCUAUUAUUCCAGAAGGUCUCGAUCUAGAAAUAGGUCACAUAGUACCAAGAGGUAUAGAAGCUGCUCAUCUAGGUCUAGAAGUCCAUCAAGAUCUCGAAAGAGAAGUCGAAGUGGUAGUUAUAGGAAUUCACGAUCUCCAAGGCCAGCAGGAAAGAAAAAUACUGUGACACUUCAACAGGCUCAACCUCAGCAACCAGUUCAAAGAUAUUAUGGUCGACGCAAGGGUGAUGCAUCCUCAUCAGAUCUGGAAGCUUCAGAUACUGAGGACUCUUCUAAUCUGUCUGGAGGGGUAGGGGCUUCAGUGGGACAUACCCUUGACAAGAAUAAUCGGUCUGGAUCUGGUAAUUCUCGACCUGCAGCCAAAGUAUCAAGUGCCAAUUGCACACCAACUUCUACAAAAAUGACACCUCAAGAGAGGCUUAAAAAGAAAAUGCAGGCCCUUCUUAAUAGGCAAUACAAAGCUGAUAAAAAAGCUGAGAAAGCUCGUUUGGAAAAAGCUGAGCAAGAGCGGAAUGAUAGGAAAGAAGAACUUCGUGAAUUGGCUCUGAAGAUGCGGAGGAGAGAACGUCAGAAACGGCAUAAAAUGAGGGAUGGGGAUGACAGUGAUAGUGAUUUGGAAGACCGAAGUCAAUGGAGCACUGAUGAUUCGGAUUCUGAAAGUGAUAAAAGUUCUCCUGUUCGAUCUUCAAGACGCUCUCAUUCCCAGUCACCAGACCGCAACAGGGCAUCUGAAUCAAAGCACAACAAAUGGGAUGUUCCCAAUCGGAGCACCAUGGAUGACAAGAGAAGUCAGAGAGAUGAUUCAAGAAAAGAGGACCGCCUUAAAAAAGAAGAAAAUUAUCGGAGGCAAGAUUCAAGCUCUUUUAAAAAGGAUGACAGUUAUUAUCGUGAUGAUAGCAGUAGUAGUUAUCGCCGCGACGAUGACAGCUAUUACAGAGAGGGCUCUGGUUACCGAAGAGAUACUACAGCGAAUUAUAGAAGAGAUGAUUCCAACUCUUACAAGAGAGAUGAAACUCAUGGUGGACCAAGUCGAUCUGAUACUUACAACCGAAGGGAUAUGGGAAAUAAAAGAUAUGAAAAUGAAAGUUAUCGAAGCAGAGAAGACAAUCAUUCUCGUGGACCUGGUAGAGGAGAAUGGAACCGGAGAGAGGACAAUCACUCUAGAGCACGAUAUGGAAGUCAGCGUCGUGAAGAUGAUCAACAUGCUUAUGAAGAAAGACGAAGUGAUUCAACAAGGCCCAAGCUUGUUGAUUACUAGUUUACUUCAAUCUAUCAUACCAGCAACAAUUAGUUACUAUUAACCAUCACAUAUUCUUUUGAGCGUGCACUAUACAAAAUUGUAAGUGACUGUAUCUAGUACAUGAACAUCAUUAUUCUGCAACUCCAAUCCUCCUGCUCUUUUGCCACAGACACUGCCAAUUGAAUUGUUUGUCAAUAUUUGCCCAUGAAUUUAUUGUACAUUUCUUUGUUUGUUGUAUCAGUAGUUCUAUACUGUGAUGUUUUCUUUGUUUUUAAAUGAGAGGUUUUUGGUACAUUUGUUUCAAGUGCGUG
Molecule: messenger RNA, 3150 nt
Organism: Thrips palmi
Lineage: Eukaryota; Metazoa; Arthropoda; Insecta; Thysanoptera; Thripidae
Product: CLK4-associating serine/arginine rich protein
Exons: 19
Coding region: 251-2857 (868 amino acids)
Source: RefSeq, a predicted model, not a curated record